Anoplophora glabripennis (Asian longhorned beetle) is the source of this 1731-nucleotide messenger RNA. RefSeq names its product tigger transposable element-derived protein 2-like. NCBI's taxonomy places the organism in Eukaryota, Metazoa, Arthropoda, Insecta, Coleoptera, Cerambycidae. Gene Ontology annotation, molecular function: DNA binding. The transcript is spliced from 2 exons. Gene Ontology annotation, cellular component: nucleus. Bases 1 to 1731 code for a protein of 576 amino acids. The record is from RefSeq and is a predicted model, not a curated record.
AUGCCAAACCAACGUAAAAGGAAGAACUGGGAUGCCGAAAAUAUGAUUGCAGCCAUAAAAGCCUGUAGAAGUAAAACCAUGGGUUACAAAAAAAGUGCUAAAACACACGGAGUACCACAAACGACGUUGGAAAGAUUUGUUAAGAUGAACGGGGAUCCUGAAGUUGUAGUCCAAACCAAACUGGGUAAGAAACCAGUGUUUUCUCCAGAAAUGGAAGAUCAUCUUUCCACACACUGCUUGCAAAUGGAACAAAAAUAUUUUGGAAUAACCAAAAAAGAUAUUUGCAGAAUGGCAUUUGCUUUGUGCAAAGAAAAUAAAAUAAAAAAUCCUUUCAACAAUGUAAAAGAGUGUGCAGGCUCUAAAUGGUUCAAAUGUUUUCUUCGGCGUCAUCCAGAGCUCUCCCUAAGGACCCCUCAAGGAAUUUCAUACGCAAGAAUAAAAUCAUUUACUCCGGAUAACGUUUCCAAGUAUUUUGAUUUAUAUGAACCACAAAUGGAUAAAAUUCAACAUAAUCCAUCCAGAAUAUAUAACUGCGAUGAAUCUGGGAUAUCAGUUGUCCAACAUAAGCAUAUUAAAGUGAUAGUUAGGAAGGAAAAAAAACAAAUAGGAGCCAUAACAUCCGCAGAACAAGGAUCUACUAUAACUGUGGUUUUUUGUUUUAAUGCCACAGGACAAUAUGUGCCACCAUUGAUAAUAUUCCCCAGGAAAAAUAUGAAGAUUGAAUUGAUGAAUGGUGCCCCGCCAGGUUCAAUAUACGCAUGUCAUCAGUCAGGCUGGAUUCAACAGGAAAUAUUUGUUCAGUGGCUGCACCAUUUCAUUGAAUUCACCAAGCCAACCAAAGAAGAUCCUGUUAUCCUUAUUUUGGACGGCCAUUAUUCGCAUACUAAGAAUUUGGAGGUAGUUAAUGUUGCAAGAGCCCAUCAUGUUGUAAUAAUUUGCCUGCCACCCCAUUCUACCCAUAAGAUGCAGCCGUUAGAUGUUGCAUUUAUGUCACCAUUCAAAACAUACUAUGCACAGGAAAUAUCUCAAUGGCUGAAGCAACAUCCUGGUCGUGUGGUGACAGUUUACCAAGUCGCGGAGCUAUUUGGCAUGGCAUAUAAUAGAGCAGCCACUGUGGAAACGGCAGUUAAUGGGUUUAGAAAGACAGGAAUGUUUCCAGUAAACCGAAAUAUUUUCCGAGAUUACGAUUUUGCUGACAACAUUUUAAAUGAAAAUACAAAGGAAAAUAUUGGUGAUAUGGUGAAUGAUGGUGAUAUAGGGAAUGCUGGUCAUACGGUGAAUGAUGGUGCUAUGAAAGGAAUACCUAAAGAUGAUUCAAUAUCGAGCAUCUCGACAGCAAAUACUUCGGAUGGUGUUCUUUCUGCUAGGUCAAAAUUAGUUGCAGAUCAUGCCAUUCCAAGCACUUCAAAGUGUAAUUCUGAGGAGAUUCUCCACAUCACUCCUCCCAAAACUCUUACUGAAAGACUGAUUUUACCCAGCAACAUAUUGCCUAUUCCAAAUUUGAGCAGCAAGAUCGAUGAACAGAAAAAAUCCAGAGGUGGCAAGAUGAUAAAAGUGGAGAUGAGUGGGUUCAGUGUCAAGGAUGUUUGGAAUGGGCCCAUGUCCACUGUGCUGGAAANCUAUGUCUUUCCAAAGUUUCACUUGAGGGUACAAAAAUGUGAUAAAACAGUACACCAAGAAAAGUUUUCCGUAUACGUCCCAAAAAAGACCUUUCUAGGGGAAGAUUCUUGA